AUGAAAAGUCAAGUGGGGUCGAUACAUUUGAAAGUUUAUCAGAGGUUUUUCGUUGUUUCAUUUGCAUGGAAAGCUAAACAAUGCCCGUUUGUGCCCACAUUGCUCAAAACUUGUUGUUACAAAUGCAUUAGAAAAUGGAUUACAGAAACGCGGUCUCAAUGCCCUCAUUGCCGUGCAUCAUUACAUAUUUAUGAGCUGAUUAAUUGUCGCUGGGCUGAUGAAGUCACUCAACAGUUGGAUAAUCUGCAAUCACAAGCGACUUCAUCUAGGUCUAGUGGUCAAGGUGAUCACGUAGUUGCAUCAGUCAAUGCUACAGUGACAUCUAAUGUUGAUCUUUGUGAACUACACAAUGAACGUUUAUCUGUAUUUUGUUCAACGUGUGAUUUUUCAAUUUGUCAUCAGUGUGCAUUAUUUGAUAAUAAACAUGAACAGCAUUCAUUUCGUCCAUUAGAAGAAGUCUACAAUGAACAUGUUAAGCAAAUUAAAAAUGAAAUGGAUCAAUUAAAACGUAGACAUUUAGAAUUAAUAUCAUUAUUUCAAGAUGUUGAAAAAAAUGUGCAAGCUGUUAAACAAGCUAAAGAAGAACGCGUAAGAGAAUUACGCAAUGCUGUUGAACUGAUGGUGGCUCGGUUGGAUUCACAAUUAAAAUCAAAAUUAGUCACUUUGAUGAGUCAACGUAGUCAAUUAUUCCAAGAAAUUGAAUUGCUAGAAACACUUUUACAAGAUGUUCAGUCUGAAUUAGAUGUUGCUACUCGAUCUGAAAUGAUAACAAAAUCGUCUGAAAUUUUGUCAAUGUUCAAUGAAGUGCACUGUAAACCAAUGGCUUCACUUGUCAGUGCACCGAUACCAGCUGAUUUUGUAAGUGAAAUUGUUCCUCCGUAUGAAUCAAGUACAUUUACUCUUCAACCGUAUUCAAUAAUGAACAACGAGCUGAUCCUGUGUAUAGUCAACCACUCCACGUAUGAAUAUCGUGUUGAAAUGGUCCAUCAGGUAUCCCGUGAUCCCAGUCGUAAUAUUGUACGUGAAUUUGCCUCACAUUUUGAAGUUGGUGAAUGUUGGGGUUAUAAUCGAUUCUUUCGUUUGGACUUAUUAGUUAGUGAAGUUUCAGGUAAGAGCACCUACAUACUUCAAAAAUGUCGAGAUCAAAACUGGCAUAUUUCACAGCUUGAAGCAAAUCAAGGUCAUUGUUUUGCACAAUUAGCUGAGUUAAAAGAACGUUUAUCUAUUGAAGUUGCUAGACAAGCGAAUUCUACUGCUACUAUCAAUUCAGCUGUUGUUGCUAGUUCAUCUACUACCACGAAUACUGCUGUUGUUUGCCGUGAGUCCGAAACGUUAGUAGAUUCAUUGGUAGUAAAAUCACCAACAACUAGUAUUCUACCUGAUCCUAAUACAAGCAUGUCUGUUUCUAUGCUGCCAUGCUCGCAUUCUUCAAGUGGUCAGUCAACAUCAGUAACUCCUCAACCAUCAUCUCGACCAUAUUCACUCAAUGAAGAUGAUAACAGAAAUCAACGAUGGAUCAGUAACGCUCGAGGUGAACAAAAUCAUAUUAUAUCUAUACAAGAAAUAGUAACAACAAAUGAAUGUUGUACACAAGUUGAAGAUAUUGUAAAUCCUAAUGGUAAUAAUAAUAGUUGUAAUACUGAAAAUAUGAAUACAACUCCUGUUUGGCAAGAAGCAGCAAAUAUGCCUGUUUCAAAUAACUCAGCCCACAUUGAGAGUCAUGCAUCAGUAGUGUCAUCAUUAUUGCAUAAUCAGAAUGAGAAUGUAGUCAGUGAAGAGGAUGAGGAUAAUUCGAUUCGUGUCAACACACUGAGUCCAAGAGUUGUAGAUUGUGAAAAUGAAUUCAACCGACAGCCGACAACUUUACAGCCUAAUCGAAGUACACAAUUUUCCGUUGGUGUAUCCGAACCAAUAUUAAACUUUAUUCUCACAACAAACCAACCAAUGAAUUCUUCAAUUCUAUCAAGUUUAGAUAUGAGUCAAUUAACUGCUUCAUAUAAUAGUGAAGAUGCAUUAUCAACUAAUUCACCAAGAUAUUUAAAUAUUAACCCCAACAAUCAUUGCAUAGGUUUAAUCAACAUAAUCAACGUCAAGUGGAUGUUGAUAUGGAAAUCAAGCGAUGCAGAAAAUAGUUUAGUUGAAGAGUUCAGUGACGAGGAACAUAUUAGACAACGAGAUGAAAUCAAUGAAUAUGAUAUGAUAUCACAGACGACGUCAGAGAUUCUUUCUGAUCAUGAAAGUUUUCGUUCAAGUAUUGAUUCUAAUUUAUUAUCAUUACGACAACAACAACCACGACAGACUAAAUUCUCUAACAAAGCUACCAAUUCAUUAAAUAUUUUAGGUUAUGUCGGAGACUGUAAAAAUAGUAACAACUCUAAUAAUAAUCAUAUUCAUAAAAGAAAACUAACUAUCUCGUCUAUACCACUGGUAGAUUAUGAAAAUAAUUUUAAUGAUGGCGAUAAUAUGCAUGGUCCAGGUGGCGGUGAACUAAGCUAUGAUUAUGAAUACCUUUCUACUAGGAAUACUCUUGAAGAACUCUUAAAACUACCUGAUCCACGGCCUAGUUCAUUAACCAGUCGUCCAAGUGAACUGAUGACAAGUAAUACCUCUGCCAACAACAGUAAUAGUAAUAAUAAUGGUAAGCGUAAGAUAAACCAGCUGUCACAUCAUCCAUUGUGGUUUAAAUUCUCUUCUUCUGCCAGUAGUAAUAGUAGGCCUCGAUUACCAUUGAAUCAAGCGUCAACAAGUCGAUCCAAUCAAAAUUCUUGUCUGAUUGAAGAAAGACUGAAACAAUUGAAGUGUAAUUCUGCUGAACACCAAAAGUUAUCAUCAACUGUGCUACCACAUGUAGAUGAUAUCAUACAGAAUACGUGUACCUCUGAUCAAGAAUGUUCACCUAGAUCAGUUGUUAGUGAACAGUUGAAUAAUAGAUUGUUAAAGGCGUUUUCGGAAUCCCAUGAUCCACAAUCUCCUAAUUUUCAAUCUGUGUCAAAUGUUGAAUCGCGUUGGCGAAGAAGCAUAUCUAGAGAUGCUAAUGCUUGCAGUGAUAAUACCUUGCUUCAUCCUAAAUUAUGUGCUUCAUCCUCUUCCCCGUUAUCAUCUCAUUCGUCAUCACAUGGGAAGACGAUAUCAGAAAGUUGUUUGUCUAAGAACAAGAAUUUGAAAGUUUUAUCUAAUCAUCAUCUUACCGAUCUAAAUCAUAAACGACAACAACAGCAGCAACAUUGUCAUCAUCUACAACAGUCCCAACAACAACAGAAUUUUAGCAGUUCAAGACAACUGCCUUAUUGUCAUAAAGAAGAUGGUACUGAUAAAUGUGGUCAUUCAUUAUCACUGCUGGCUGGUUCGAUUGCAUCAUCCACUGCAAAUGUUCCGGCUAUUUGUCCUUCAUCGUCACUAUUAUCUUCAUCGACAUCUAGGCAGUCGAGUCAGAUAACUAAAAAUAAUCUUGAAAAAGAGUUGCUAAUUAAUUCAGCCCUUCCAAUCGCUGGUAAUAAAGAUGAAAUUAGGAAUAAAAUAACGCAAAACAAUAAUUCUGGUCCUUUAUCUUUUGUUGAUUCAGCUAACAAGUGUGUUGCAUCGACAUCGACGACAACAACAUCACUGAAAUGUCCUAAUCUCCUACUCUUAGAUCAACUAUGCAGUCUUUCAUCAACAAAUGACUCAAUAACAACAGCACAUAUCAUAAAAAAUACAGUUCAAAAUUUAGAAAAUGAUAUUGAUGAAGAGACAAUGACGGGAGAUCGUGAUGUAAGUGAACAUAUAUUAAAUAAUCGUCGUUUAUGGGAAGAUACAAAUCUUACCACUGGAACAAUCAAUGAUAGCAAUAGUAAACCGUCUAGUUCUUCGCUAUUAAAUAAUCAUGAGAAUCGAAACUUUGAUCAAUCUAAGCUUUCACCUAAUUCACCACGUUCAACACCUAAACCAUUUGGUAUAAACAUAAAUGAGUUGGAUUUUAAUAAUACUAAAAAGUCUAAUCUAUCGACAACCAGUGAUACCGCAACGCGUAAAAAUAUCAAAUUACAAGAAGAGAUCAAUCCUCGUACAAUGUGCAAUAGAUUAUGUUUUCAAGCAAAACGUAUUCAUGAUGCCUUAGAAUCUGGUAAAUUUGGAAAACCGAAUCAUGGAUCAGCAGUUAUGCACAAUUCGAAUUCAGGUAAUAUAUUUCAACGUCAAGAUGAGACGUCAAAUACACCCCUAAGACUUGAUUCUGUGAAUACCGGUGAAGCUAUACCAAGCCAUUCAGGCUUAAAUUCUCCUCAUUCAAUUGGUAUUUCAGGUAGUGCUGAGUCGCAAAAGUUAUCUACACAAUAUGCAUUUACUGAACAAUCAAAUCUUAUGAUGGAACCUGAUUAUGUGGUAACUCAAACAAAUGAUAUAUCAGAACCAGCAGAUUUAAGCUUAGCUAUGCUAUGCCAUAGAAUAAGUCGUUUACAAACAGAGGCUGAAGCUGUUGCUAAAGCAAUAUCAGUCAAUGGUUCUAUAAGAAAUAAGCAAUCAACAAAUUCCCCUACAUCGAACCAACAUUGUUGCAGUAGUAAUAUUUUGACAACACAUGAAGAACGAUCAACAAUAACUGAUCUCCAUGCUAUUUCAAACAGUUUCGACAAUAGUAAUAGUGGUACUGAUAAAAUAUACGAAGAUAAUCUACAACAGUUGUCGACAAAAUCUGAUGAACAAAGUGGACAUACUGUCAAGUCGACCAGAAAAAUAAAAUUGACAGUUAGCUUCUAGGAUUUGAUCGCUGAGAAGUCUCUCCGCUGAAGUACUUCUGCCAUGUCCUGAUACGUAACCUUCAAACAUUGGGAAGUAUUUCUCGCUGACUUUCAGCCUGUGUGCUGUUUUUCAGUUUCAACCAUUAUCAAUUUGAUACAAUUAGUCUCUCUUAUGCAUUUGGAUGUAAAAGGCCU
This is a messenger RNA of Heterobilharzia americana, 4910 nucleotides long. The record is from the annotation of a GenBank genome assembly. NCBI's taxonomy places the organism in Eukaryota, Metazoa, Platyhelminthes, Trematoda, Strigeidida, Schistosomatidae.